UCACUGUUCAUGCCCUACCCUUUUCCGCGUGUACUAGCACUCAGAUGGCUUCUCGUAAAGAGUCUGGUUCAACAUCAAGCGCCGGUAUGACUUCCACAGGUGGUACCUUGGACUCUCCAGUCAAACAGAUCCAAAUUGAAGGACUGGUGGUGUUGAAGAUUAUCAAGCAUUACCAGGAAGAAGGCCAGGGCAGCGAGGUGGUUCAGGGUGUCCUGCUGGGCUUGGUCGUAGACGACCGGCUGGAGAUCACCAACUGCUUCCCUUUCCCUCAACACACUGAGGAUGACGCCGACUUCGAUGAAGUCCAGUACCAGAUGGAGAUGAUGCGUUCACUGCGUCACGUCAACAUUGACCAUCUGCAUGUGGGCUGGUACCAGUCCACCUACUAUGGCUCUUUUGUCAGCCGGGCACUGCUCGACUCCCAGUUCAGCUACCAGCACGCCAUCGAAGAGUCGGUCGUCCUCAUUUACGACCCCAUAAAGACAGCCCAGGGUUCCCUGUCCCUCAAGGCCUACAGGCUUACUCCAAAACUCAUGGAGAUCUGCAAAGAGAAGGACUUCACACCUGAGGGCUUGAAGAAGGCUAACAUCGGCUUCGAGCACAUGUUUGAAGAGGUGCCCAUUGUGAUCAAAAACUCCCAUCUCAUCAACGUGCUGAUGUGGGAGCUAGAGGACAAGUCCACGGUUGCGGACAAGCACGAACUGCUCAACCUCUCCAGCAGUAACCAUCUGGAGAAGAGCCUUCAGCUUCUGAUGGACAGAGUGGAUGACAUGAGCCAAGACAUUGUCAAAUAUAACACCUACAGCCGCAAUCUGAGUAAGCAACAGCAGCAGAAGCACCAGUACCUCCAGAGGCGGCAGCAGGAGAACGCCCAGCGACAGAGCAGAGGGGAGCCCCCCCUGCCCGAGGAAGACAUCAACAAAAUGUUCAAGCCCCCCCAGCCUCCACCACGCAUGGACACGCUGCUCAUUGCAGGGCAAAUUAACAACUACUGCCAGAACGUGAAAGAAUUCACCUCACAGAACCUUGGGAAACUGUUCAUGGCAGAGGCGCUCCAAGGCCACAACUAGAGAGACAACAAGGGGGAAAAUCUACCAUAAAAAAAAAAAAAAACAAAAAGAAGAGAUGCAGGCCAAAUAUGAAACCACCUUGAGGACUGCAGGAGGAGCACAGAGCUGCUUUUCUAGAAUAUAUUCGAUGUUUUUAUGCUAAACCCCAUCUUGGAUAAAGAAGUGUCUUUGACAAAGACUUGAUUUUGAGUUAAAUAAAAGUCUUGCAUCUC
This is a messenger RNA of Sphaeramia orbicularis (orbiculate cardinalfish), 1282 nucleotides long. Its product is annotated as eukaryotic translation initiation factor 3 subunit H. The record is from RefSeq and is a predicted model, not a curated record. Gene Ontology annotation, cellular component: eukaryotic translation initiation factor 3 complex; cytoplasm. Lineage: Eukaryota; Metazoa; Chordata; Actinopteri; Kurtiformes; Apogonidae. The transcript has 8 exons. The coding region runs from base 45 to 1070 and encodes 341 amino acids. Gene Ontology annotation, molecular function: translation initiation factor activity; protein binding; metallopeptidase activity.